Messenger RNA from Mucor mucedo, 957 nucleotides. RefSeq lists its product as uncharacterized. Gene Ontology annotation, biological process: carbohydrate metabolic process. Lineage: Eukaryota; Fungi; Mucoromycota; Mucoromycetes; Mucorales; Mucoraceae. Gene Ontology annotation, molecular function: hydrolase activity, hydrolyzing O-glycosyl compounds; carbohydrate binding. The record is from RefSeq and is a predicted model, not a curated record. The transcript has a single exon. The coding region runs from base 229 to 810 and encodes 193 amino acids. Gene Ontology annotation, cellular component: extracellular region.
UCCGUUGAUGAAGUCAUUGGUUUUGCUGCUAUUCCCAUUAACCAGGUCGUUUAUGCUGAAGGAGCAUACUUAAAUGGUCUCUUCGAACUCUUUGAUACUAAGGGUGAACGUGCUGGUUUUGUUAAUUUGCAGUUAGCUGCUCAAGGAUUCCCUAACUCUCGUACUCCUGACUUUAACUGUGAGCCUGUUCAAGGUCAAAGUUACGUCCACGAUGGUCAUUGUGCUCGUAUGAAGUCUUCUGAGAAGAAAGCUACUGGCGUGACAGUUGCUGGAGGUCUCCUUGGUGUUGGUCUUGCAAUUGGUGCUGGUUUCCUUGCCAAGAAGCUUUAUGACGAUCAACAAGAAGAAGAAGAGGCUCAACGUCUCCAAGAAGAGGAAGCACAACGUCUCCAAGAAGAGGAAGAUGCUGCCAGACGCGAAGAAGAGGAGAAACUUCAACAAGAACGCGAGGAGUUUGAGCAAGAGCGUGAGCGCUUUGAAAGGGAAAAGGCUGAAAGAUUAGAAGAAGAAGCCAACGAGGAAGAAGCCAACGAAGAAGAAGCCAACGAAGAAGAGGACUGUGAAAGAGAGAGCCGUCGUCAUGAACAUGAUGGUGAGGAAUGUGAUGGUGAUCAUAGCUACGAGCGUCGCAACAGCAGCUCUUCCAACGAUGAUGAUGACGAAAGUGCCGAGAAGUGGGACCCUGUUGGCACCUAUGCUGCCGGUGAUCGUGUUAAGUACCACGGUCAAGUCUAUGUGUGUCUUCAAGAUCAUACCACUAACCCCACAUGGCAGCCUUCUGUUGCCCAUUCUCUUUGGCAAACUGAGUAAAGUGUCUAUUCCUUCAACUUAUAACAGACACUAUAAAUCUGUCACUGUUCAUGAUGUAAAAAAAAAUUAUAAUCUGUAUACCUCUGUCCAACAUUACCUUAAAUAAAUAAAAAAAAAGACCCCACUCUUUUUUUGUGUGUAAAAUAA